CUACAUAAACCCCAGGCUGGUCUCCAAACCCCUCGAGUUUUUUUACUGUACAGACUCUUCCUCCCCCCUUCUGCAGAGAUGUCUAGCAAGGGACCUGGACUCUUCUCGGCUAUAGGCCAGAAAUCUAGAGAUCUCCUCGACAAGGAUUUUACCUCCGACCAAAGGAUCACCAUUAACUCCUCCAGUGGUAAUGUUCUGGACUUGAACUCCACUUUGGUGAACAAAGGACGACUGUCUUCUGGCGAUCUGACAGCAAAAUUCAGGUGCAAUAAUAGCACAGUUGAUGUCAAAGUUGAUACUGAAUCCAAGGUUUUGACGACAGUUACAAUACCAGAUAUUGUACAGUCUACAAAAACCAUAGCUUCAAUCCAACUACCUGAUUACAGCUUAACCAAGUUGGAAGUUCAGUAUCUUCAUGAUCACGUAGCUUUUACUACUGCUGUUGGUCUAAACCAGUCCCCUCCUAUUGAUUUUUCUGCAACUAUUGGAACACCCACCAUUGCCUUUGGAGCAGAAAUGAGCUUCUCGACUGCUACAGGAAAGUUUUCAAAGUACAAUGCGGGAGUGAGCUUGACAAAUCCUAAUUCCAGCACAUCAGUAAUCCUUGCUGACAAGGGAGACUCCUUGAGGGCAUCGUACUUGCAACAUCUUGAUCAUUUAAAUGGGGGAGCUGUUGUAGGAGAGAUUAGCCGAAGAUUUUCUACAAAUGAGAACACAUUGACGGUCGGAUGUUCCUACGUAAUCAACGGUCAGACGUUUGUUAAAGCAAAACUGAACAACCACGGCAAUCUUUCGGCACUUUUGCAGCAUGAGGUUAUUCCGAAGUCAUUCUUGACAAUCUCUGGCGCCUUCCAAACCCAGGCUUUGGAGAGGAGUCCCAAGUUUGGUUUAGCAUUGGCUCUCAAGCCUUAAGACAGUUACAGAUAUUCAUAAAUAGGUACAAUACUUCAACAGUAUUCUCACUUCUCUCUCGAAUUAAUUAAAAUGGUAAUUAGAAAGUGUAAGAAAUGUAGAAUGCAGAUGUCCUUGAUUCUUAUUAUUUUCAAUUGAUUGAUUCAAGGUUGAGACUAGAAAAGUUUCUCUUGAUGAAUUUAGAAAUCUAUUGGAAAAGAAAAUGUAAUCAAUUAUAUAUCGACUGAUGACUCCGAAUUUUCCAAAUUCUCACGUUAUGUUUUCAAUCA
Molecule: messenger RNA, 1181 nt
Organism: Neltuma alba
Lineage: Eukaryota; Viridiplantae; Streptophyta; Magnoliopsida; Fabales; Fabaceae
Product: mitochondrial outer membrane protein porin 2-like
Exons: 6
Coding region: 79-912 (277 amino acids)
Biological process (GO): monoatomic anion transmembrane transport
Cellular component (GO): mitochondrial outer membrane
Molecular function (GO): voltage-gated monoatomic anion channel activity
Source: RefSeq, a predicted model, not a curated record